GUCCUAGCUGGUGUCAGUUGUUGACAGACAGAGGUCAGUCUGUGGUGGGUUAUGAACCGGAGUGUCAGGUGAAUGGAAGACUGUUCUCCCCACUGCAGUGUGACCAGACAGACUGCUGGUGUGUGUCUCAGACAGAUGGACAGGAGCUGCCUGGAACCAGGAAGCCACGUGGCACCGGGAAGACGCCUGCCUGUGACAGUCCCCAGUGUCCCUCUCCUUUCUCUGACAUCACCGUUACCUACGGUGACGUGGUCUGUCGCUCUGACGUGAUUGGUGGCCAGCAGAACUGUGACCUCAUCUGUCACCUGGGUUACGAAAGCACACUUCCUGUAAACAUGCAGUUACUGUGUGACGUGGAGACCAGAGCCUGGGUGACAGAGCCCCACUUCCUCAAGCCCCUGCCAGAGUAA
Oncorhynchus keta (chum salmon) is the source of this 410-nucleotide messenger RNA. RefSeq names its product thyroglobulin-like. The annotation marks the transcript as partial. The transcript is spliced from 2 exons. NCBI's taxonomy places the organism in Eukaryota, Metazoa, Chordata, Actinopteri, Salmoniformes, Salmonidae. The record is from RefSeq and is a predicted model, not a curated record.